This is a messenger RNA of Parastagonospora nodorum SN15, 297 nucleotides long. RefSeq lists its product as hypothetical. The record is from RefSeq and is a predicted model, not a curated record. Bases 1 to 297 code for a protein of 98 amino acids. Lineage: Eukaryota; Fungi; Ascomycota; Dothideomycetes; Pleosporales; Phaeosphaeriaceae. The transcript has a single exon.
AUGCCCAGGAGCGUCUUGAACUUGGAGCCAUCCUCGGGGGCCUUCUCGGCGGGCGCGUUCGACGGUGUGGCGGCCCGUGACGUAUCUUUCGAGUUGAGCGCCGAAGCUGCGUUGGAACCCGGGCGGGCGUUCUCUGCGGAUAGAUCCGCCAUGGUCGUUGGCAUGUGCUGCUCUUGCAAGAUGGAGAAGAUGAAGGAGAAGACGAUGUUGGUCCCUGGUCAGACUCCCAGGACUAGCAGUGAUGUCGUAGUGAAGUGUGGCAGUGCGCUUCAAACCGUCUCAGCUUGGCGCGCCUGA